ACAGAGGCGAGCGAGGUCCGUGACGUCACUCGGAGUCAGUGCAGCGUCUGCGAGCCCACGGCGACCGUGGCGAGCCCGACACGGAGCUGCCGACACGGAGCUGCCCCCGCUACAGCGACGGCUGGAGAAAGCAGACGCGCACUAUGGAUGAAGAAGAGCAGUUUGUCAACAUUGAUCUGAAUGAUGACAAUAUCUGCAGUGUCUGCAAAUUAGAGACAGAAACAGGGACCUUAUCAUUCUGCCACGUCUGCUUUGAACUCAGUAUUGAAGGCGUCUCCUCUACUACCUUGCUACACUCAAAGUCCCUGCGUGGCCACAGAGACUGCUUUGAGAAAUGUCACCUCAUAGCCAACCAGAAGCUGUCCCAUUCCAAGGUGUCCCGAAGUGCCUACGAGGGCAUGAAGCUGGCCCUCAGCCAGAAACUGAACCGCAUCAUUCAGUUUGCUCAGAACAAAGACUCGGUCUCCUCCAACAGCUGUACCAGACGAGGGGCAAAGCUCCUGUGCUACAGCCAGCAAAGUGACCGCAAGCUGCUGCCCCAGUCAGACGCACAGGUGCCCCGCUACACGCCCCGCUGGGACACGGGGAACGCAACAGAGCUGCCUGAAUACACAAUGGGGAUGCUGGAGUGCCAGACGGCAGAGGAGCUGGGGCUGCUGCAGGGAUCGCAGUCUGGUGUUUGGACUAGUGAUGGCAGGAAAGGUCUGCACAGCCGGACUCCGUCGUCAGGAGGACAGAUGCAACACAGACACCAGGGACACAGCAGAGAUGAAUUGUCUAAAAUGAGUGUGGAUGAGCUCCAUCAGCUGAAUGGCCAGCUAUUGACGCAAGUUCAAAAGGUCUUUGAGGAGCUGACGGCUGUCGUGCAGGAGAAGGACGCCCUGGCGUCGGAGCUUCACGUGCGGCACAUCGCCAUCGAGCAGCUCUUUAAGAACUGUGAAAAACUGCCAUGGUUGCAGAUCAGCAGGGCCGGGGUGAAGGCCAGCAGCAGCGGUGGCCCUGUGGAGUGAAGGGCUACGAGACGCCAGCGGGGGAACAAGCUGGACGUUCUGCAUCACAACUGGCAGAGAGUUGGAUAUGAAAGUAUUCAAGAUGCAGCAAGGCUGACCAACACCUGGACACUGGGGGACUUUGACAACACUAUCGUGACAUUGAGCCGUUGGCCCUCCAUUACAGCAGCACUAACGGCCGGGUUGAUUUAUCUUUGUGGUUGCAGUGAUGAUGCAAGAAUGUGAGGUAGCUUGCAAAUUAUUUGCUUUUCUGCUGCAUUGCUGGAUUUUCACCCAGCCCAAGUACCUAGGAUGCAUAGCACAGGUGACAGGUUUGUGGUCUUGGAAGCAAAGAGGAUCUGCAUUCAGUGGACAAAAAAAAAGGAAACUUAUUUUACAAAGACAGUUUGCAGGAUUUUAUUAAUGUAUUCGAGUUGGUUUUUUUUCUUUUGUUCUCUUUUCACUCAGAAACUCUAUUGUUUUAUAUCAUUUUUACAUUCAAUUUCUAUUUCUUUUUCCAGAAUAUGUUACACAUAAAUAUUCAAUUAUGGUUCUAAUCACUUCUCACCACUCCAUGUGUCACCUGAUCAUUAUCUGUAGAAAGUGGGGAAAACACUUUUCUUUAAGGGUAUAAAAUGAACAGCCUCCCUCAUUCAUAUGAUUGUACUGAUCUUGGAGCUGCACACUUACAAUAUUGACAUAAACAUUUUCAAUGUUUCCCUCAUAUUGUCCUGAUUGGACCCACUAGUUUUUGAAAACUGGUCCACUGAAUUAUUUUUGACUUUUAAAAUAACAUUGUUUUAAACAGCUGUGCUAUAGAAACUUGGAUAUUAUCAGUCUAUUACACAUUCUAAUUCAGGUCAUUUUAAUUAAAAAUACGACAUCUAAAAGUUACAGACGAGGUCUAAUGUGGAAAAGAGCACAGCGAUAAUACCUGAAUGUGCCCCAAAGCAUCACUGCACAUGAAGGUGUUGGAGGAUGUAGGAAGAUCCAAGUGUGCUUUUCCAAACAAAAACUGGCAGGUUAUUGUUUGUAGGGCUGGUGGAGUAUUUGGUGACUUGUACAAGGUGAUAUACAAGCAGCAGUGGAAAGAUCGGUCAUUCCACUGUCGAUGGCUGAAUAUGAUAGAGGUUCUAAAAAAACAUCAACUUCUGUUUUCAUAACGACUUUUAUUACUGGUUCAAUUUACUUGAUUGUUUUUUUUUUUCUUUUUAAAGCUGUUUAUCGUGUAGCUGUCGAGCACAAGUGAUAUGAGAGGCUUCGCACUGAAUGAGCACUGUCACGAAACUGAACUAUUAGAAAUGAAAUCAAGCUGCCAAACCAAAGUCUGUAUUUGUUCUGUAUUGCAAAUAUGUAUCAUAAGCAUUUGACAAAAGGACAGGAUGAUGCAAUUGACAAACUGAUUUUAGAGUCUAUGUGACUUAUACUAAACAAAUCUUUGCUCUGACUAAAUCAUAAAUUUGAUUUAUUUUCAGGUGUAAACUGUACACAUGUCUUUCCCAUGUCUUUGAAGAUCAGUGUUACCUUUUGUUGCCGUCUCUCCUGUUUUGACAUGCGACAGCUACGUUAAUGUCAUAGCAAUACAGACUGGGAAAAUUGGUCUAUUGUGCCUAUGGAAGUCCCUGACUUUUUGACGAAGGGAAGCAAAGACAGAUGGAGGAACCCUAUGCAAGAUACAGACUAAUAAUCAAAAGCCUUAUUGAGUAAGAAUAUUGAGUAUUUGAGUUUUGCUCAAAGGAGAUCAAAGAACUAGAUUUUUAUAAGCUGCAGAUGGGAAAGACAAGAUUGGACGUUUAGAAAAGUCAGCAUUGUCAGUGUAUUUUGCUCUCUUUGUAAGAGAUUGGUUGUAUUUGACCCUUUUUGGGGUUUGAAGAUAGGUUUUAGCUCCGUUUAAAACUUUUAAUCAUGGUUUUAUUUAGCCAAAUGUGUGCUUGGGUGAGAAUAUUUAGAUUGUUGGUCCUUCAAACAAAUUUUCAGUCAUUAAAAUCUUCAGUUGUACUUCUCUUUUACAUUUUAGUUGUAAUGAAUGCUGUGUAUUGUUGUAUGCUGUUCAAACAUGCCCGGGCCUGCUGUUCUGCUCAGCAGUAAAAGCAGACUGGUUUGGUUGCGAGUAUACCUGUGUUACACUUCUGCCUGAGUUCACACUUGACUUUCCUUUUCUAAUUUUGAACAUGACUGUAUUUGCGUUGUUUGAUGUUUUACAUUAUAUUUAUUGUGUGUUGACUGAUCUUAUAUUGGUUAUGUGACUUGUGCUUAAGUGGCUUUUGUUUUUCAAUCAUUUUUUUUUUUUUUUUUUUUUUUUACAUUUUCUGACAUACUGUUACUUCCCUGAUCUUGGCCUUACCAAUCAAGGAAGAUGGUAGUUUGGUAAACCUGGUGUGUAACAGACAGUAAAGGAAGGUGGUUUACAAAAAUAAAAG
This is a messenger RNA of Cololabis saira (Pacific saury), 3409 nucleotides long. It is a transcript of the gene c14h21orf91, whose product is annotated as chromosome 14 C21orf91 homolog. The transcript is spliced from 5 exons. The coding region runs from base 144 to 1010 and encodes 288 amino acids. The record is from RefSeq and is a predicted model, not a curated record. Lineage: Eukaryota; Metazoa; Chordata; Actinopteri; Beloniformes; Belonidae.